Molecule: messenger RNA, 2234 nt
Organism: Bufo gargarizans (Asiatic toad)
Lineage: Eukaryota; Metazoa; Chordata; Amphibia; Anura; Bufonidae
Product: E3 ubiquitin/ISG15 ligase TRIM25-like
Molecular function (GO): protein binding; zinc ion binding
Source: RefSeq, a predicted model, not a curated record
CCUCCGUACCACAAUGGCGUCUGCUGAUCUGAGGGCCGAGCUGGACUGCUCCAUCUGCCUGAGCCUCUAUACAGAUCCCGUAUCCCUGAGAUGUGGACACUACUUCUGCCGCUCGUGUAUUGUGAGUGCGCUGGAUGCGCAGGAGGCAGCUGGAGUGUAUUCCUGUCCUGACUGCAGAGCAGAAUAUCCGGAGCGUCCGGCCCUGGAGAAGAACAGGAAGCUGGGGAACAUAGUGGAGCGUUUCUUAUCUGCCAGCCUGAUUAUGGAGGAGACCGGGAUCUUCUGUACUUACUGUACUAAGUCUACUGUACCGGCUGUGAGGACAUGUCUUCUGUGUGAGGCAUCGUUCUGUGGAGAACACUUGAGUAGACACAGUAAGUCAUCAGAACAUACUUUGGUUGAACCCACUGCCACCCUGAAGGAAAGAAAAUGCUCCACACACAAGGAGGUGCUGAAAUACUAUUGUCCUAUAGACGCCACCUGUAUCUGUGUAUCCUGCUGUCUGGUUGGUGAGCACAGGGGACAUGACGUGGAGCUACUGGACGUGGCCUCUGAGAAGGAGAAAGAGAAGCUGAGGAAAUAUCUGGAGGAACUAAACCCACUAAAAGCAGAAAUUCAGACUAAACUUCAGAAUCUGCAGGAUCAUCGGAGGAAUAUCCAGGAGAAAGCUUCUGAUCAGAGGAAGAAGGUCAGGAAGUUAUUUAUGGACAUUAAGAAGCAACUGGAAAUGGCAGAAAAGAAAGCGCUGAGCGAGAUCUCCAGGCAGGAGGAGAAGAUUGUGUCCCAGAUAUCUGAUCUGAUCAAGAAGCUGGAAAUAGAGGAUGACGAGCUGUCCAGGAAGAUGCAUCAUGUGGAGGAGAUGUGUCAUGUCACCGACCCAAUAAGACUCCUACAAGAAAGUGACAUUACAGUAUGUGGUCAUGGAGAUGAGGACACAGGGGGAGAUGGUGGAGAGGGCAGGUCUGAGGAUGAUCUGGAUGAGGUUCUGAUCUCACUGACCUUACACCGAUCUAUGAGGGAUAUUGUCACCAAUGUCACAUCAGAGCUCGGGCUCCAUGUUCCAGACAUAUUGCUGGAUGAGGACACUGCUAAUAGACGUGUGAAGAUAUCAGAAGAUCGGAAAACAGGAACAGAAGAAGAAGAUGAAGAGAAGGAAGAAGAUGAAGAAGAACAGAACAGACCAGAAUCAUCAGGAAGGUUCCUGUAUUAUCCCCAGGUGUUAAGCAGAUUUGGACUCUCCUCAGGAAGACAUUACUGGGAGGUAGAGUGGAACCAGAUAGGAACAUGUGGCAUCGGACUGUCCUAUCCCAGUAUAGAAAGGAAAGGAGAUGAGUCUGGUAUUGGAUAUAAUGAUAAAUCUUGGUGUCUGGAUAUGUCUGGUGCAGAAUGUGCAGCGUAACACCGCUCAGUCACAUCCCCCCUCAGUGUAGAUACAACAUGUCCUAGACUUGGGGUCUUCUUAGACUAUGAGGCCGGGCGUCUGUCGUCCUAUCAGCUGUGUGACCCCAUCAGACACUUACACACCUUCACCGCCUCCUUCUCUCAACCCCUACAUGUUGUCUUCUGGUUGUGUCCUGGAGCCUCUGUUAGAAUAAUAAGCUGAGGCCGAUGCGUCCACGUCCCGUUAUAAUCUCCGCCUAUAAGUCACUAUAUAGCGCUGUAUGGGCGGAGCCUCCGAUCACACAAUGUAUAUGACGGCUCUAUGGGGGGGGGGGGUUACUGUACGAUAAUUUUAUAUUCCUUGGAGAUCAGAUCCAGAAUCGAUGCUUGAGACAAAUGAAAAGUUACGUCGUCUGCACACGAGUUAGGGUGAACGCACAUCAGACCCGCAGCGUAUCCGCACCAGUACCUGCAAUGUGUGAUUACGGCCGGUGGAUUGUCCGUGCGGAUUUUUCCCUUUACAAUGCAGAGGGGGAGAUCUGGGGAAAUCCGUGUCAGGAUCUGCAGGUAACAGGUGUGGAUCCUGGAGCGGAGAUACACCGCCGAGUGCUCGUACCUCAUGGGGGCAUCAUUAACCCUUCCCCGUCCUCCACUGAUGUCGCUGUAGGGGCUUCUUUAUGUUUCGGGGACACAUUUGGGGAACAUAUAAUUAUUAAUCAGCUUUUCCUAUUUCUGUAGAGAUGUGACAAUGUGACGCUUCUUUCCGCACUAUACGCGGCAUUUGUUGUGUUUUUUCCCUUUUUAUGGAAUAAAUGUCUGACUACUUCUGUCCAUCAGAGUUGUCGGUCCUGUCA